GUAUUCGUCUAUAUUACCUUUGAAAUAUAUUCCAAUAUAGUAUUAUGGCAAAAUGGAUAUAUCAACUGGACAUCUAAGAACGUUAAAAUGUACGUAAUAGUCGAUGCUGCGUACCAUCUUGUAGAAAUAUUAUUGAUAACAUGGGUUUGCGAAACGGGUAAAAACGAAGCCAUAAAAAUUAGCACUACCGUUCACGAUGCAAUUAAUAGCACCAUUGACGGACAAAUCAAAUAUGAGUUGCAGCUGUUUUCUUUACAAAUAAUGCAUUGUGAUAAUACGUUCUCCGCGAAGGGUCUUACUUUGGAUGCGAAGCUUCUUACUGCAAUAAUUGGUACGAUUGCUACACAUCUUUUAAUUUUAAUACAAUUCUUAAUCACCUCUCACUCUUGCGACGGAAAGGCUACACUCAACACUGUCAAAUCUAAUUUUAAAACGGAUUAAAUAAUGAAUUUGUAACAAUAUUA
This is a messenger RNA of Vollenhovia emeryi, 464 nucleotides long. RefSeq names its product putative gustatory receptor 28b. The record is from RefSeq and is a predicted model, not a curated record. Lineage: Eukaryota; Metazoa; Arthropoda; Insecta; Hymenoptera; Formicidae. Bases 88 to 441 code for a protein of 117 amino acids. The transcript has 3 exons. Gene Ontology annotation, cellular component: membrane. Gene Ontology annotation, biological process: sensory perception of taste.